UAUUUUAAAUUUUAUUUCUUUGUUUUGAACAAGGGCGACAGCAAAAACACGUGCAAGGGAAUAAUUCCAAAAUGUUUCGAUCAUAUAUUUGAAGCAAUAUCUAUGGCAACAAAUGUUAGAUAUUUGGUUUUGAUAAGCUACUUGGAAAUUUACAAUGAAAAUAUUCGCGACCUGCUCAUAAGAAACAAAGGAACAAAUAUAAUAAAUCAUUCUUUAAAGGAAAUACCAGGUAUUGGUGUCUCAGUACCAACGUUGUCCACGUAUCCCGUUACUAACGCUCAGCAAUGUUAUGAUUGGUUAAACUUCGGAAACGAAAACCGUGUUACAGGAGCGACAUUAAUGAACGAAAAAAGUUCCCGAUCGCACACUAUAUUUACCAUCACUUUGGAGCAAUCCCCUUUUUUUACUAAUAUUAUAUCGGAAGACAACUUUGUAGGAAUACGUCGAGGAAAACUAAGCUUAGUUGACUUAGCAGGUUCAGAGCGAGCACGUAAGACUGGGGCUCAAGGAGAUCGACUUAAGGAAGCGUCGAAAAUUAAUUUAUCACUUUCUGCAUUGGGGAACGUAAUUUCGUCUUUGGUUGAAGGUAAAGCGAAGCAUGUACCCUUUAGGGACUCAAAACUGACACGACUGCUUCAGGAUUCCCUAGGUGGUAACACAAAAACCCUUAUGAUAUCGUGUAUAUCACCUUCAGAAAAAAAUUAUGACGAAACUAUAUCUACACUUCGUUAUGCAAGUAGAGCGAAAAACAUAUCAAAUAAACCAAAAAUUAAUGAAGACCCUAAGGAUGCAAAACUACGAGAGUACCAAAAUGAAAUACUUCAUUUAAAAAAAAUGCUUGAAGAAACUCAACAAAAAGUAGUUUACGGAAAAGAAAAAAAAAUCGAUUUAAACGACAUUCCUAUAAAUAACCUAGAUAUUCUAACUCUAGUUCCUAAGAGAGAUGCCGAAGUUAUUGAAAUAGAUAAUGAAGCGCGCGAAUCAUCCAAAAUAUAUAACUCCUCAAAAACGCCUAUUUACUUACCUUUCCAAUCAAAAGAAGAGAUUCAACUGCAGGCAAGGAGUCGCAUCGGUUUCAUUAAACGCACUUUAAUUGGAGGUGAACGUGUUAACGAUUUGAAACUUAAAGAACAGCAUAAGGUCAGAAGAUUUGCUGCACAGCGCCAUUUAAGUGCCAUUGCCUACGCAUUAAGCAGAGUAAAAUCCGAGGAUCGCGAUCUUCUGCAGGGGCAUUAUGCUAAUAUCACUCAGGAAAUAAGUACUAAAAACGAUUAUAUCAGAAAGUGUAAGGAAAAAAUUAAAAUGCUUGAAAUGGAAGUUUCUGAUUUAAAUUCCGAGUUUGAGUUGGAUAGGGAGGACUAUUUGGACGAAAUUCGAUUUCUUGGACGCCAAGUAAAGUUUUAUCAACAACUGAUUUAUAAAUAUCAGCCAGUUUUUCUUAAAAACGACAAAAAUUGGUCACCGGAUAUUCUUUUAAAAAAUUCGUUGUGGAACGAUGAGCUUAAAGUUUGGAGGAUUCCAGAGAUUGAUGAUUUAAAACUUCCUCCGGCUUCACAAAGAUCAGGACUUAAUCGAGUUCACAGUUCAAUUUUAUAUAUUAACCGUAAUGUGACCCAAAAAACUAAGCCAUCUGAAGAAAAAGAAAGAAAUUCCAAUCUUCAAGACAGUUACUUUAGAACAGGACAUCCUAAAACAAAGGAAUUCGGAAGAGGUUCAUUGCGGCUUAAUGGCAUUUACUCAUAAUAAGUAAAUAAAUUACUUGGAUACUAUUAAAACUAUUGUUAAUUUAAUGAAGCAAAUGUUUCCGGUCUCAUCUCAAAUAAUAGCGAUUUUGACUGGCCACCGAGAUCGCCGGAUUUGACUCCUCCUGACUUUUUCUUGUUGGGUUACUUGAAAAGUAAGGUUCACCCCAACAAACCUCAAUCCCCCGCACGACUUAAGACCAACAUACGCAACGAAAUCGCUGGUAUUGACCCGGAAACACUCAAAAAAUGGAAAAUGCCGAAAAACGGGCAGAUUUGUGCAAAGCAGCCGGCGGUGGCCACUUACCAGAUACUGUUUUAAAAAAGUGACAAAACAAAUUGUGCAUACAGAUUUAAAUAAAAUGAACGAUCGUACACACAAAAAUCUGUUUUCCUUUCUUUUUUUUUAAAAAAACUUCAAUAACCACAAGAUGGCGCUCCCUGUACGACCGCGGCAUCCAGCAAGAUAAGUCAGAAAGAACAAAAUAAUGACAUCGUUGCGGGUGAUAAAAAGCCAUUCUUAAUAGUUUUGCUGAAGUUUCUUUUUCUUACACCUGCAGUGUCCUUUUGAUGGUCCAGUACAACGAAGAGAUAGCAAGAUAGCUUUAAAAACAGACAAGAGGACAGACGGCC
Messenger RNA from Drosophila ficusphila, 2375 nucleotides. RefSeq names its product osmotic avoidance abnormal protein 3 (gene Kif3C). Gene Ontology annotation, molecular function: microtubule motor activity; ATP binding; microtubule binding. Bases 103 to 1743 code for a protein of 546 amino acids. The record is from RefSeq and is a predicted model, not a curated record. Gene Ontology annotation, biological process: microtubule-based movement. The transcript is spliced from 4 exons. Lineage: Eukaryota; Metazoa; Arthropoda; Insecta; Diptera; Drosophilidae.